AAUACCGAACACACCAAGUUCCGUUAUCUUCGUAGACAUUCAAUUAUCGUUCACUUUAUUAUAAGUUAACAUUCUGUGCUUACAACCAAUAUUCAUCAAGUUUUAGAGACAUUCAUUCAUUCAUACAGUGAAGUCGAAGUGUAGAGUGUAUAAUUGUUAGUAAUAAAAAAAAGGAUAUUACAUUUUCAUCAAUUGGCCCAGUUCUUGAGAUGACGGUUUAGCUCGCUUUAAUAAUUCUACCUCGGCACGUACCACAACGAACAUCUGGUUUACUCAGCAAGCGGCGGCGUGUUUUACAUAGCAUUUUUACCGACAGAUUCUUUGAUUCUGUAUAAUCAAGAUCGUGUAGCCAAGAACAAUCUUCAGUCUUGCAGCACUACAAAUCUUACAAAAUUCUUGAAUAAUUAAUACUUCGGGACGACCCUGUAAACAUUGAAAAGUGGCGGACGCAAAGUGUAACCCAAACGGCAUAACUUCGAACUACAACAAACCUUUACCGGGGACGAUAAAUGCGGUAACUUCUUUACUCACCUCCUCGAGUGGUAUAAGCCAGUAGCCAUUUUUCAAAUUAAUUGAUGAUAUAUAGGGUAUGUUCCGAAAUAUAAACCAGUAUGCUGGCCAGUGCAAGUGACGUCAUGAAUCGACGCCAUAUUGUACUGGUGUGCCGCCAUAUUGGACUGUUUGCCGCCUUAAUUCAUUCUAUACGUUAACCGUUGUAAAAACAACAAUCCUACCCAUUUCAUGUGACUCAAGAAGAGUAUUUAAGAGCAUAUGCAGAGCCAGGUUACGGGUCACAGCUGCUUCAUCAGUACAUGAAAAAAGGCUACGAAAUCGCGGAUGUAAACGUCCAGGAGAGGCCAAUCGAUGCGUCAUGUGCAUCAGUGGAAGAAAGCAUCUCUCAAGAAAAUAUUGCUCCAAAUUCUAUGAAUUGCUACGAAAUCGCGGAUGUAAACGUCCAGGAGAGGCCAAUCGAUGCGUCAUGUGCAUCAGUGGAAGAAAGCAUCUCUCAAGAAAAUAUUGCUUCAAAUUCUAUGAAUUGCUACGAAAUCGCAGAUGUGAACGUCCAGGAGUGGCCAAUCGAUGCGUCAUGUGCACCAGUGGAAGAAAGCAUCUCUCAAGAAAAUAUUGCUCCAAAUUCUAUGAAUUCAACUCCUCAUAACUGGACCGAUGAUGGAACUUUCCUGUGGAUAGAUUGCUUCGCAAAAGAAGGAGUUCAUUUAUUAUCACAAAAAAAAGAUAAAUCAGACGCGCUUAAACGUGCUACGACAAAAUUUAAUACGAUUUUACUUGAAAAAAAAGGCAAACAGAUACCGCAUCAGAAAUGUGUGUCAAAAAUGGACUUAUUAAAACGUCUUUAUAAAGAAAAAUUAGAUUUAAAAAAUAAAUCUAGAGGAGCUGCAGACAAGUGGAUUUUUUUUGAUGUAAUGCAUGAACUUUUCCACAAAGAACGUUGGGUAAAGCCAUUAUCAGUGGCAGGAAAUGGCAUUCCAGAUAAUAUGAUUGAAGUAGCUAAUCCACGACCAAGACGUGAGAAGCCGUUGGAUCAUUUUCUUGAAGAAAUGAUGGUAGAACGGCGAUUAAAGAAAGAAACUGAUCUCUUGUAUCGUCGUGAGAAAAUGUCUCGUUUAGAUAGACUCAAUGAUAGCAUUGAAUCAAUGGCAGGCAGUAUUGCGGUCAUUGCUGCUGCUAAAAAAGCUAAGAUUGAUAUAAAUAAUUCAGCUUAAGUUGCUGUGAUAGUUAAUUUCUAAGUUUCGUUCAGCAUUGUUGGAGUGCCUUAUUAACUAUUGAUCUCCGUCCAAACUAACCAUCACGUUAUUUGUUCAGUUGUUGGAUCGUUUUUGUUGCUGAUAGUCAUUGUGGCCAUCAGCCAAGGAUACCACGAAAGAUGUUGCAAUAUGCCGUGCAAUCAUAGUGGUGAGAAGCAUUGCCAGUAACAAUGGAAUUUUUAUGCAUUUAAAGAGCUGAAGAUAUUAAAAAAAUUAUAAUUUUUGACGAAACUUUCAAAAGAACUUCAUUAAGCAUAACAGCCAAUUGGUUCAUAAUUCUUAAUCCGUAUCAAACUAUGACGAUUUUAUUAAUUUUUA
This is a messenger RNA of Chelonus insularis, 2084 nucleotides long. RefSeq lists its product as uncharacterized. The transcript is spliced from 14 exons. NCBI's taxonomy places the organism in Eukaryota, Metazoa, Arthropoda, Insecta, Hymenoptera, Braconidae. The record is from RefSeq and is a predicted model, not a curated record. The coding region runs from base 813 to 1724 and encodes 303 amino acids.